UGUCAUUUAACCAGAUCAUGAAAUUUUGUGAUUGAAAAAAUUUUUAAUUAAAAAUUGAACAACAAUCAAAAGUUAUGGCAACAGAGGAAAGUUGUGUCAACAAAGAAGAAUUUUACAAAAAAUUGGGAGAAUUUUAUCGUAAAAAACCCGGCAAAAAACCAUAUACAAGAAGUGAACAAGAAAAAAUUAAAUUAGAAAUUGAGACAGCAAAAUCAAAAAAAGGCCAAAAAGAACGUCGUGAAUAUUUCUUGCUACACACCUACGACGUGUACGAAAGAGAUGGAAAUUCAUUUUUAAUAAAAAAGAAACUUAAAUUACAAAAAACGAUUUACGUAAUAUGUUACGAAGAUUUGUACGAUCGUUUAUACGAAACUCAUGUCAGGAUCACAAAUCACGCUCGUCUCGAUAAAAUGCGUAAAUAUAUCAACUCUCGAAUGUCAAUUCCACGACCGGCACUCAAUAUAUUUCUAAAAUGUUGUAAAGCUUGUGAUAUCAUUAAAGAAACUCAUCAGCCAAAGGUAAAAGUAAUCCAACCAUUAAAAUAUACUCGUGGACAAAUCGAUUUAAUCGAUUUCCAAUCGUUACCCGAUCACGAAUAUAAGUGGAUACUUUUAUACAAAGACAUUAAAACAAAUUUUAUAUUUUUACGGCCAUUACAAACGAAACGUGCCUCAGAAACUGCAAUUGAAUUGUUAAAAAUAUUCUUAGAAACUGGUGCACCGAACAUUUUACAAUCAUCUAAUGGACCUGAAUUUGUGGAACAAAUUAUUGAGGAAUUACGUAGUUUAUGGCCGGAAUGCGUGCAAGUACGCGCUCGUCGCACACUUCAAAUUGAACGUAGUGAAAAAAAUAUCGAAGAGUUAUUACGCGCGUGGAUAGCGCAGCAUAAAUUAAUGCGUUGGUCUCUGGGUUUAUAUUACGUGCAAUGGCAAAAAAAUACCAAUUUUACUGAAAAUUCAAAUAAAUGCGCGUAUAAAGCGUUGUUUGGUUGUGAACCUAAAGCUGGUUUUGGUUCGGAUAAUUUACCACAAUCGAUUUUAACGAAAAUCAAUGAAGAGGAUGAUUUACAUUUGUUAAAUUUACAUAGUAAUAAUGACGGGAAUAGUGCGGAAAUUUCUGGAAAUAAUUAUUAUGAGCAUCAAUCAAUAAUAGUUGAAAAUGUAUCCCGUGAAUUCCCUGUUUCUCGGGAAUUUUCUGAAGAUAAUUAUUAUGAAAAUAAUAGUCAACCACUGGCCAGCCAUAUGUUGAUUGGCCAUAUUUCCCGAUAAUUGUUAAGUUCCCGAUGUGGGCAAAGAAGUUUUAAAUAUUCACCAAAAAAGAUGGUUUUCAUCCUGGACAAUCCUAGCUACCUUGAUACGGUACAAUAAUGCGAGAUUUUCUUAAGCUUGACUUCGUUGCGAGAGUUUUGUAAGUUUGUCAAAUUCUGGGGAGUAUGAAAACGAUGUGGACUAAGAUUUUCUUUGAAUUCGGAGCAAAUUAUACCUUUUAAUUUCCUGUCAGUCUACAUGGCAGAGUAAAUGAGAGUAGAUUGCGAUUAUCCAGCUUCUAUGGACUAUGAAUAAGACGUGGAUUCAGGGGGGAAGAAAAUAUUUUAAAUGUUAUACUAAUUUGGAGAACAUGAGACUGUAACCGAAGUACAGAAUAAGCUCAUAAAGACGAUGGUAAAAGUUAUUUACCAAUUUUGGAUCUGAGCCCUAAUUUGGGCGCUAUAGAUAUGACAAAUAUUGAUAAAUUUGUACAUUCACUGAAUACCAUUCGAUAACUAGUUCAUUUCCGGUUGCCUGUCCGUUCGCCGACACGAUAACUCAAAACCGAAAUAUCAAGCUGAAAUUUAUUAUAGCGUGCUCAGGACGUAAAACGUGAGUUCGAGUUCGUAAAUGAGCAACAUAGGUCAAUUAGGUCCGUAGGGCUCAACUUGUCAACCAUUAAAGAUAGACUCUGAAUUCAGCCAACAGCAAUGGAUAAAAAUAUGUAAAGAAAAUUAUGUUUCGCAA
This is a messenger RNA of Chrysoperla carnea, 1994 nucleotides long. RefSeq names its product KRAB-A domain-containing protein 2-like. Lineage: Eukaryota; Metazoa; Arthropoda; Insecta; Neuroptera; Chrysopidae. Gene Ontology annotation, biological process: DNA integration. The coding region runs from base 75 to 1268 and encodes 397 amino acids. The record is from RefSeq and is a predicted model, not a curated record. The transcript has 2 exons. Gene Ontology annotation, molecular function: nucleic acid binding.